Molecule: messenger RNA, 2434 nt
Organism: Platichthys flesus (European flounder)
Lineage: Eukaryota; Metazoa; Chordata; Actinopteri; Pleuronectiformes; Pleuronectidae
Gene: zdhhc12b
Product: zinc finger DHHC-type palmitoyltransferase 12b
Exons: 5
Coding region: 290-1102 (270 amino acids)
Biological process (GO): peptidyl-L-cysteine S-palmitoylation; protein targeting to membrane
Cellular component (GO): Golgi apparatus; endoplasmic reticulum
Molecular function (GO): protein-cysteine S-palmitoyltransferase activity
Source: RefSeq, a predicted model, not a curated record
UCAGAGCAGAGAGAGAAGACAACAGAAAACAAGCGGACGGUUCGUGUCACAAUAAUCUGAGACUGAGUUUAAUCUGAGUUAAAUCUGAGUUUACACCAGUUUUAAUGUUGAUUUAUCGGAAGCCGGACUUCCUGUCUCCAGAUCAUUUCCCCUUCAGUCUCCGGUGCAGUCGCUGCGGUGGUCGCCGCUAGGGGGCGCGGCAGCAGGACGUCGGUCGCUCUGGAUCAAUUAUCGCUAGUUCGUCGCUAACUGUGCGUGUGAACGUGCACGGAAGUGUCAUGUGAGGACCAUGUUCAAAAACGUGUUCGGUUCCGGGUUCGUGGUGAGAACCGCUCACGUGAUUCUGACCUGGGUCAUAACGUUGAUCCUCUUCCUGCACGACACAGAGCUGAGGAAGCAGGAGGAGACGGGUCAGCUGGUCCGGCCCGUCCUCUUCGUCCUGCUCGUCCUGGGCUCGGUGCUGCUCUACUUCGCCGUGUCCCUGAUGGACCCGGGCUUCAUCCUGUCGGACGACUCUGGUCUCCAGUUCACGCUGGGAGUGACCGAGGAGCAGCAGGACAUGAUCCCCCCCACCACCAAGUCCCUGAGGCAGCGCCGCUGUGGACACUGUCUGCUGCAGCAGCCAAUGAGAUCGAAGCACUGCCAGACGUGUCAGCACUGUGUGCGGCGGUACGACCACCACUGCCCCUGGAUCGAGAACUGUGUCGGGGAGAGGAACCACCGCUGGUUCGUUCUGUACCUGGCCGUGCAGCUGCUGGUGCUGCUGUGGGGGCUUCACAUCGCCUGGACGGGGCUCAGCCACGCCCCCAGCUGGCAGCUGUGGCUGCGGACCAAUGGCGUGCUGCUGGGCGUGGUCGCUCUGGAGGCUCUGCUGUCGCUCAUCGUCCUGCUGCUGCUCGGCUCGCACCUCUACCUGGUGUCUCUGAACACCACCACCUGGGAGUUCAUGUCCCGCCACCGCAUCUCCUACCUCAGACACUGCGGCGCCGACGAGAACCCGUUCGACCGCGGCAGCGUCCAGAACCUGUGGGGGUUCUUCUGCGUGUGGGGCAGCGUGGUGUGGGAGCAGGUCUACUUCAGGGAGGGCAGCGACCCGGUGUAGGACCAGACCGAGACGUGAAGUCCUGAAGAACCACGUCACCCACUCAACUCUCCUUGUGAUCGGUUUACCUUUUAUAUGGGCACAUGUGUUUUGUGUCAUGACUCUGGAACAUUCCCUCGGUUCCUCGGUUCCUCGUCCCGGAGCUUUGUCUGUGUCGUGCUCCACAUGAUUCCACAUCAGGAACAUCUCGUCCUCUGAUCUGUGAACAGAUGUUUCCUCCGAGUGAGACGUCUGCUCCUCGUUAACGUCUCUGCAGACGACCAGCAGCUCUCACACAUCUCAGGUCUUUACUGCCUGCGGCACUUUCAGGUUCUGAGUGUUUCUUCACCUCGUCCCUCUGAACCCGGACUCCACUGGAUCUGUUACAGUCACAUGGUUAAAUGACGAAUGGACUGGUACAUCAUUCUGAAGUUUACUCUUGAUUCAAUAUCUAGUAAUUAACGUAAAUAGUUGGAUCGAUGGUUUCUAUGUUCACUAAAUCAAGAGAUUUAUACAGAUUUGCUGCCGUUUGUUUUCCAGGUUCGUUCGGUUUCACAUGAAGUGAUUGAAUUGUCUUAUUUAUUCUGUACAGAAGAUCAACAGAGUCUCAGAAGGAGCUUCGGACCGAAGCUGUUUCCACACCGAUACGUUCAGUCCUCCAUGAAACACUGCUCAUCUUCAGGUUAUGGUUUCAUGUUCUAAUGCUCAGAAUCAUGUUCCUCAGACUGUCCAGCUGCAGCUCCUCUCUUCAGCCUCUGUCUUUUAGCUCCUGUCUCUUUAAGACCCCCCUCCUCCUCCCAGAUGAAAACUGCUCAGUCCUUUAUUUACGCUUUAAUAUUGAGGUGUUUCCGGGGAGGAGCUUCCUGUACAAGCUUUACGACACCUGGCGUCCACACUGGACGGUUUUCAUUUCUAAAACUGAAACGUAUCGGUGGAAGCAGCCGAAGUCUGAGACUCUUAUUCUCUUUUUAUUUAAUGGUUGAAAAAACAGACUGUAUCAUAACUUGUGUUCAAUCUGACCACGAUGUCCAGAAGACUUUGACUUUCAAGCUAUUUUAUAUUGUAUUUAUCAUUUUGUAACUAUUUGAAAGCAGAACACGUCUUUAGACUUUUGUACGAGUGUUUAGAUGAAGUGAAACUGGAGCAGAGGUCGUUAGUGCAAUAGAAACCUGGUGAAGAGCAAUAAGUGUGAAGUCGACCUUCAUGUACAGUUAGUGAGGAAUUAACUCAUCUUAUUUAUAUGAACUCAUUAGUGUUCCUCUGGAUUAUAUGCAAAACUGUCAUGCAAUGUGUUUUACUACUUUGAAAAUGACUGUAAACAUGAAUAAAUAAAUGUUUGAUGAAUUAAAUUUA